UCUUUCUCUUUUGUGCAAAAUUUUGCUGAUUGCGUCCCUAAUAUGCAGAUUUUUGUGAAGACCCUUACGGGCAAGACCAUCACCCUCGAGGUGGAGUCUUCCGACACCAUUGACAACGUCAAGCAGAAGAUCCAGGACAAGGAGGGUAUUCCCCCAGACCAGCAGCGCCUUAUCUUCGCCGGCAAGCAGCUCGAGGACGGCCGCUCCCUUUCGGACUACAACAUCCAGAAGGAGUCGACUCUUCACCUCGUUCUCCGCCUGCGUGGUGGUGGCAAGAAGCGCAAGAAGAAGGUCUACACUACCCCCAAGAAGAUUGCCCACAAGCACAAGAACGUCAAGCUUGCCAUCCUCAAGUACUACAAGGUCGAUGAGAAUAGCCAGGUUACUCGUCUGCGUCGCGAGUGCCCCAGCGAGUCCUGCGGUGCCGGUGUCUUCAUGGCCUGGCACAAGGAUCGCCAGUACUGCGGCAAGUGCCACCUUACCUACAUUUUCAAGAAGGAGGGUGAGACUGCCUAAGUACAUUUGAUUUUUUAAAUAAAACUCAAAUUUAUUUUCAAGCUAUUUUAUUGCACAUUUCUGCUAGUGAAAAACGCUGUGUUGAUUAGUGCGAGAGCUUGAUUUGCAGCUGGAGUAUAUUUAUUAGGGGGUUUUUGCGUGGAGCUGACGGAACCAGUGCGCGAUGGAUGAUCCAAAAGCCUAAAAAUGCACGUUGACCAAUAAAGGAAUUACUAUCCGUCUGUGCUCAUUUUGUGCACCUUCAAGACAAGAAAAUGUGUUUUGUGGCCUUAAUCGAAUACAUAUGUAAUUAUGAUCACAAGCGAAAAAAA
Messenger RNA from Kickxella alabastrina, 827 nucleotides. Its product is annotated as ubiquitin and ribosomal protein S27a-like protein. The record is from RefSeq and is a predicted model, not a curated record. The transcript has 2 exons. Lineage: Eukaryota; Fungi; Kickxellomycota; Kickxellomycetes; Kickxellales; Kickxellaceae. Gene Ontology annotation, cellular component: nucleus; ribosome; cytoplasm. Gene Ontology annotation, molecular function: ubiquitin protein ligase binding; protein tag activity; structural constituent of ribosome. Gene Ontology annotation, biological process: modification-dependent protein catabolic process; translation; protein ubiquitination. Bases 43 to 516 code for a protein of 157 amino acids.